Molecule: messenger RNA, 1038 nt
Organism: Sphenostylis stenocarpa
Lineage: Eukaryota; Viridiplantae; Streptophyta; Magnoliopsida; Fabales; Fabaceae
Source: the annotation of a GenBank genome assembly
AUGAAAGCCAUGGAUGGUGAAAUUGAGAGGUUCAUCAAGGUGUGGCUCACAACCAUCACAUGUUUAUGUUAUUGUUAUUACAUAGCUUCUAAAAUACCAAAAGGUUUCUUCAGGCUUCUCUCCCUCCUUCCAAUUCUCUACCUCUUCCUCAUCCUUCCAUUGAACCUCUCUUCCUUCCACCUUGGUGGCCCCACCACCUUCUUCCUUGUUUGGCUUGGCAUUUUCAAACUCAUCCUCUUCUCCUUCAACCAAGGCCCUCUUGCCCUAUCUCCCCCAAACAUUCUCCAUUUCAUCUCCAUAGCUUCCCUCCCCAUCAACCUCCAACACCACCACCCCACCAACGCCAACACAAAACCCAAAUGGCUUUUCCUCCUAAAAAUGCUUAUUUUAUCCAUGAUCUUUCGUGCUUAUGACUAUAGAGAAAAUUUGCACCCUUAUUUCAUCCUAGUCCUUUAUUGUUGUCACAUGUACCUUGGCGUGGAACUUGUCUUAGCCCUUUCUGCUGUACCGGUUCGAACCCUUUUAGGGUUCAAAAUAGAACCUCAAUUUAAUGAACCCUACCUUUCAACUUCCCUCCAAGACUUUUGGGGUCGUAGGUGGAACCUAAUGGUUACUCGUAUUCUACGCCCCACUGUAUUCCACCCCGUAUACCAUAUAUCUACACAUUUUGUGGGCCCCUCUUGUGCCCUCACAAGUGCCGUGUUGGCGACCUUCAUUGUGUCUGGACUCAUGCAUGAGUUAAUAUAUUAUUAUCUUGCACGUGCGCCUCCCACGUGGGAAGUUACCUUUUUUUUUGUUCUUCAUGGUAUGUGCACAGCGGCGGAGGUGGCGGUGAAGAAGGUGAUGCUCCGCCGUGGGUGGCGGUUAAAUGGAGUCGUGUCGGGGCCGUUUGUGGUGGCGUUCUUGGUGGUUACCGGAAGGUGGUUGUUUUUUCCUCAAUUAUUGAGGAAUGGUGUGGAUAGAAAGGCCAUUGAAGAGAGUGCAACUUUAGUGGACUUUAUAAAGUCUAAGCUGCCAUUACAUUUGUUUAAUUUUUGA